Messenger RNA from Acanthaster planci (crown-of-thorns starfish), 4877 nucleotides. RefSeq names its product plasmolipin-like. NCBI's taxonomy places the organism in Eukaryota, Metazoa, Echinodermata, Asteroidea, Valvatida, Acanthasteridae. The record is from RefSeq and is a predicted model, not a curated record. Gene Ontology annotation, cellular component: membrane.
UCGUGACCAUUCGUCACUAGCAUGCGCUGCGCUCGCGCUAGACAAGCGUCCCCCUUGCGUUGAGAGUAUACAUGUAUUUUCAAGCCCAACAGGGCGUAAAUCGAAGUAGAGACUAGUCCAUAUCCAAAACAAGCAAUAAUUGUCUGCGACCAGGCUAUUUCACCAAAGAUUAGAUAGGACUAAAUAGUAACCUUCCCAAGCCAUAGCCACAUAAACACCCAAUCGAACGUGGCUGCGGUUGUAAAAACUGGGCGCCAGGAACAGAACGAUGAGAGCGCUCUGUGAUCCACCCUAAAAGUACAAGCUAGCCAGCUAGCAAUGCUAUCGAGUUCAAACGACGCGCGCUGAAACGAGAGGCGGACAGAAAUUGAGAAUUGGAAACCACAUGUAGGUGGCCUCUAACAAGUCUUUUAAGUUGGUUUUGUGAGAUCUCAAAAGAUUCGUACUUGAGUGCAGGCUACCGAAGUAAUUUAUUCCUGCAUCAACCAUGGAUGAUCCUGCUUUUCCGGACAGCCACUACACGAGUACCACAACUGCUACAACGACCACCACAACGGUCCAAUCCCCUCCCUUGAAGGUCGACAUAGGCUAUGUGAAAUCCAUACCGGGGAUUCUACGGAUCGUUCAGAUCUGUGUUCUGCUACUGUACUGGAUCUUGUUGGCAUCUUGUCCAGUAGGGGGUUACCCUCUGGGUAUAUCCAUCGUAUCCUGGAUCUUCACCAUAAUAUUCUUUGUGAUAUUCCUGUUGCAACUGGACAAGCGAGUGCCGGCUGUUCACUGGGUCCUGACGGAGUUAUUUCACGACCUAGGAUGGGCCAUAUUGCAUUUCAUUGCGGCUUGUUUAGUAGCCAACUUCGCUGCUAAUAUUUACUCCUUUGGAUUCUACUAUAACCAUGGAUGUGUGUCUUUUUCAGCUGUGCUUGGGUUCGCCGUGACUAUCCUGUACGGAAUCAGCACCUUCUUUGACUUCCGCCGAUUCCAAGCUGGUGGGGGACUGAGCCGACUGACUGGGGGGAGCGGAGCCACAGGAGCACCUGCCGCUACCACCACCACCACUGUCACCACCACUGAGUACUCGGCAGAGAAGGGGGGUGACAUGCCCCCUGCUUACCCCAACCCCUAGGCUCCACUUGACUGGAUAUGGGUCUAGAACCUGCCCUGAUGCCCUGAGCUAGCUGGUGUUUUCCCAAACUGUCCCUAUAAAUGUCACUGCAUUUCUGCUGUUGUGCACGUGAUGUGCAAACAACAUGUACAAAGUCACCCACAAUGUUGUAUUUGUUUACAUCCUUCAGAAUGUUCAGUUUUAGCAGUACUUAUGUAAAGUGAGGAUAACAGCAUAUUUGAGCACUUGCAUUAGACCCCUUUGCUCUAUAGACUAUAUGUGCAUGCACAAGCGAGGGCACCUUGCUACCUAGUAACGACAUCCUGUGGUGCUGGCACGUUGCAUGCACAUGGUGGUUCACACUUCAGUUACAGACAGUCAUUCAAUUCAUUUGAACUGAAAGAAGAACUUCACCUGUAUGUCCAAUGUACAUGUACCAGCUAGAGAUGGAGAAUUAAACAAUGAAAUGUCGGGACUUUUGGGAGACUCAGUUGAUGGGGGUGACUGCAGCAUAUCACUGGACUGUAUAAUAUAUUCUGCAUAGUGUAAUACAUGUGUAAAACUUACAUGUACUUGUUCUCUAGUUAGUCGUAGCCAUGUAGAAUUAUUGUAAACUAGUGUCCUUUAUUUGAUACCAAUGUCUGUUUAUGAAGCUGUAUAGCCUACAAAACUGUUGAGCUGUAUUUUUCCAAUUGCCGUGCAUAAAUAUUAUUGAAAGCUUGAUUUUCCUUCUUUUUUUUAAAAUUGUAAUCUAUUGAGAAUCAUGAGGUUAAAUGUAAAGUGGUCUUGUGCCUUGAAUAUGCUAAUAUUUAGUAUUUCAACAUGUAAGAAAACUAUAAUUGUGCUUGGUUUAGCUUGAUGUAGAGAGGGCAGAUUUUACUCCUUUAUGAUGUAUAAAAAGAAUGACAUCGUUGUGUGCUGUGGUUGACACUGCAUGUCCAUAUAAAUGUACACUGACAGUGGUUUGAAUAAAUACGGACUUUACACUUGCAUCGGAUGGGGACAAAGGUCACUGCCGAAUUUAGGAAGUGGAUACAUGCAUAUUUGUGUGAUUAUUAAAAAUGUUGAUCUGUAUGCUGGACGUGAACAAGGCAGUGUUUAGGUGCAUCAUGUCAGAGAAAAGAAGACCAUGUGGCAUAUAUAGUCUAGGCUGUUGUGCCCUGCACCUGUCCCUGUGUAAAACUGUUAGCGAUAAGACAAAGGUCAUGUGUUUUGACUGUAUAAUGGAGUGACUUACUCUUGGGUUGUGAGCCAUGAAUAGCACCUUAGAUGGUUUUGAGGUGUUGGGCGUACAGUUGGACAGUGAAAAUCAGUAGGAAUUUAACCCAAAUUGGUGGGUUAGUUUCAUUCUUGGCCCUAUUCGUCCAGCUGUGUUUAGCUGUGAGAUAAUUUGUGCACAGAAAAAUGAAGUUGGCAUGUCUCUUAUGAAAGGUGUGGAAUCUGGCCUCUUUAGCAAUAUUGACAAUUGUUUAUGGUCAUUGACUUGGUGUGAAUUCAUUGUACGGAUGAAUUAGGGGUCAUCCAUUUUUGUCAUCAUUUUCACAAGCGUACUCUUCUUCCUGACCCCCUGCCCCUCUAAAAGAUUACAAAAUAAAAUGAUUGUAAGGCUGUUAAUGUGCAGUAGACCACCAGAGAAUAAUGGCAGGAGGAAAAACUUUGUCCAUGACAGGCCUCGACAUUUGCGGUUUCUGAUUGCCCGGGACAGAUUUCUUCUUUCAGUUCGGACAAGUGAAAAUUAAGGACAAAUUGCCCGAUGGACAGGUACUUUUUUCUUAAAAUAUAUGUGAAAAUGUCCAUUUUUUGUGGCCAAGAACAGCAGUCAGCAAAUGUACCUUUGAUUUAAUGUUUUUCCCUCUUCACAAAAGCUUACAGAAAGUGGUAAAAAGUAUACAGCGAGGCCUAUGUGGUUACAAUGAUUUGUUGCAUCCUUGCGUACAUGUACAAACUUGCAUGCUGUGCAUUUAGCAGGGCACCUUUCCACACAAGGGAAAAUGCAUACAUGAACUUUAAAACACACUUGUGUCUGGGUACCAAACCUCAUUGCACACACAGCACUACAGAGCUUUGAGGGAAGCUUGAAGACUCUUUCACAUGUGACUGUGAUUUCAAAGUUAAUGAUUUUUGCCUGGUGGUUGUGUCUGUACUUUUUCAUAUAUGACACCAGGCAAAAACCGUUGAGUGGUUAUGAAAUAGCCUUUGCCCAAGCUUGUAUGAAUGAUGCAUCAGAGUCCUGCGCACUCUCAGCACACACACAGUAGUUGGGGGGUGAUAGUUAGCCGGUCGAUGAUAAUCAUCAUUUUUAAGAUGUUUCUAAAGCGAACGCAACCAAUUCACCCCCUUCUCCCAGCGUACGGUUUGUAUGCUUGUGAAAAUGAUGACAAACAUGGAUGACCCCUUACCAACCUUUUCCUGUUAUUUGAAUAUAUUCAUUGUUUGGGGACGAAAUUUAAAGCUUAAAAAGUGAAAAUAAAAUGAAUGUGUGACAUUGUCAUUUUGUGAUGAUUCAAUUCUAAAUUCUGAUUUGCAUGAUAGCAUUUGUUGAAAGCACACAUUAUGUGAGCACAAUGUGCAUGUUUUUUAUUUUUACCAAAAUACUUCCUAGUUUUAUCAGGUUUCAGUACUUAACAAAUAUGUUAGAAUACAGUUUAUUAUGUACAAAUAGGAAAAAAAUUUCUGUUUACUCUUCAUGGAGAUUUUUUUCUUAUCUGUUCAUUGCCUUGGACAGUCGGGGUUGAAAGUGCCGUUAGGUGACAUGUAGAAAAAACCUAAUCCUGGAAAUGACAGUGACGCGUCAGUUUACUGAAGUUGCUCAGACAUAUUUCUUUGAAAAUGCUUGAAAGAAAUAUUCAGUGUGCUUGCUUAUUGGCCACUGUGAAGUUCUAUGAAAUUUUCAUCACAGUUGUUUUUAUUCCACUUGUUCGAUUUUUUUUUCUCAAGUCACAACAGCCCAAAGUACUUGUUUUUCAUUGUGUAAUGAAAGAUUGUAUUUUUUGAAAGUGGGACUAUUUUGUUUUCCUUUUUGCUUUUAGUGCGUUCUUGAAUCCUAUAAAAGUCUAGCAAAUGGAAGGCAACAUGCACUGUGUCUUAAUUGUGUUAGUUGUUCCUAGGAGUGUUGCAGAUUGUUCAUCUCAGAAUGAUAGGUGGCCAGACAGAAAUACACUGAUAUGAAAUUGAUCUCGAGUUGAGUAUUGGUGUCGGUGACAAAGCCAUAAUUAGUGCUGGAAAAAAUUAUAAUAGUGUGGUCAGAUUGUGAUUACACAAUUUCAGUUGAAGGGGAAAGCGUUUUUGUUUUGUUUCUGGUUUGUUUUGUUUUAGAUAUUGUUUUUCUGUUUUAUUUACAGAUUGGGUUUGUCACUUUUAAUAAUUCAUAACACAAAGUGCCUAAAAAGACAGUGGUUGUAUUUUUUCCCUCCCAGAAGUUCAUCAAAUUGAAACGUAUCUUUUGCGUUUGACAGGAUUAAUCAGCAGUGGAAGUGAAGUCGUUAUGAAUUGUUCUGCAGUGGCCUUAAUUUCUCGUUGACAUAAUGGAAUUAUAUCUUGUUACUUGACACAUGUGUAUGCCUUGUAGGGGGAUGAUCAGUGUGCACACACACACACACACUGAGUACAGUUCUCAAAUCAAGGUUGUCAGUACCAGUACAUAAACCUUGUUUUUACCUAAUUGAGUCGUUUCUUCAGUACAUGUAGGUGAAGUUUAAAGUAGCAUUCUGUGGUUGUGUGAGGUCAUAUGCCAAAGCAGUGAAGAAAUAAAUUUGCAGCUUUUUUCCCCAGUCCA